AUGUCGCUCCUGUCCUACAUCGCCUCGGGCAUCAGCUCGUUUGUCGUCGUGACGCUUUCCCUUUUCGCACUCGGCCAAAAAGUCCCUCGCGCGGCCUUUUUCGCUCGGUGUCUGGCGGCCUAUGGCUCUCUCUUGUUUUGCGCAUGCUACGGCGUGAUCGCAUCCAUUCUCCUUCGCCUCGUAGGCUACGGCCGGGUCUCGCAAUGGGCCACCGCGCGCAGCUUCAAAUGGGUUAUGCGGUAUACAACCGGCGUGCAGUUCGACAUUAUCCAGGGCGCCGAGCACCUCUCCACCCGGCCUGCAGUCUUCAUCGGCAACCAUCAGUCCGAGCUCGACGUGCUCAUGCUGGGUUACAUCUUCCCUCCCUACUGCAGCGUCACGGCAAAGAAGUCGUUGAAAAAUAUCCCCUUCCUGGGCUGGUUCAUGGCGCUGUCGCGGACGGUUUUCAUUGACCGGGCCAACCGCGAGACGGCAAUGAAGGCGUUUGACGGUGCGGCGGAGGAGAUACGCAAGUACAGACAGAGCGUGUUCAUCUUCCCCGAGGGAACGAGGAGUUACUCUGAGAAGCCCGAGCUGCUGCCUUUCAAGAAGGGCGCGUUCCAUCUGGCGGUCAAGGCGGGGGUGCCGAUUGUUCCUAUCGUCGCGGAGAAUUACUCGCAUAUCCUGUCGCCGCGGAAUAUGCGGUUUAACCCUGGCGUGAUCAAGCUCAAAGUCUUACCUCCCAUCAGCACGGAGGGCUUGACCGCUGCGGAUGUCGACAGAUUGACUAAAACAACCCAGGAGAGCAUGCUCAAGGCUCUCCUCGAGCUCUCCGAUCAGGAUCGCGAUGAGAUCGACUCAGAAGUCAAGAAGGCUACUUCCACGGCUGUCGAGAUCUGA
Messenger RNA from Aspergillus lentulus, 879 nucleotides. RefSeq names its product 1-acylglycerol-3-phosphate O-acyltransferase SLC1. Gene Ontology annotation, cellular component: endoplasmic reticulum; membrane. Gene Ontology annotation, biological process: phosphatidic acid biosynthetic process. The record is from RefSeq and is a predicted model, not a curated record. Gene Ontology annotation, molecular function: 1-acylglycerol-3-phosphate O-acyltransferase activity. NCBI's taxonomy places the organism in Eukaryota, Fungi, Ascomycota, Eurotiomycetes, Eurotiales, Aspergillaceae.